UUAAAAUUGAAUAAAAGAGUUUCGGAAGGUUUACCUCCGCGCUCCCUCUUAAUGCCUCGUCUUCAUAAACCGACGGCGUGAAUAUUCAGGCGGGAACGAAAUGAAGAAGUCAUCGCUUCCAUUGCGCGGUAGAAUCGGCCCCGGAAAUCAUGAGUAUAGCAACGAAUCCUUGGUGAAGCUCUUAAGGUGGCAUUUCGGACAUUCUGAGUUUAGAGGAAAGCAAUUGGAAACGAUUAAAGCUGUUUUGUCAGGAAAAGAUUGUUUCUGUCUCAUGCCCACUGGGGGAGGAAAGUCAGUGUGUUAUCAGAUCCCUGCUCUCGCUACAAAGGGAAUCGUGCUUGUUGUUUGUCCCUUAAUAGCGUUGAUGGAAAACCAAGUGAUGGCGUUGAAGGAAAAAGGGAUUUCGGCUGAAUAUCUAUCCUCAACUCAGUCAAUACAAGACAAAAAAAAAAUCCAUGAAGAUCUUGAUUCUGGUAAACCUGCCUUAAGGCUUCUCUACGUUACACCUGAAUUAAUUGCAACACCAGGAUUUAUGGCAAAACUGAUGAAAAUUUAUUCUCGAGGAUUGCUAAGUCUGAUUGCUAUAGACGAGGCACAUUGUAUUUCAACGUGGGGCCAUGACUUCAGGCCUGGCUACCGCAAGCUUUCUUCUUUGAGGAGUCGUCUUCCUAAUGUUCCUAUACUUGCCUUGACAGCUACUGCUGCUCCUAAGGUCCAGAAGGAUGUGAUAGCAUCCUUGGGCUUGCAAAACCCUCUAGUUCUUAUGUCUUCAUUUAAUCGUCCGAAUAUAUAUUACGAAGUUCGAUAUAAAGAUCUUUUGGAUGAUCCACUUGCCGAUUUGUCUAAGCAGCUGAAAGCUAGUGGAGAUGUCUGUGGAAUCAUCUAUUGCCUAGAACGUGCAUUGUGUGACCAAUUGUCAGUUUAUCUAGCAAAAUAUGGUAUUUCAUGCGCUGCUUAUCAUGCAGGUUUAAAGAAUGAGUUGAGGAAGUCUGUUUUGGAGGAUUGGUUAAGCUCUAAGAUACAAGUUGUUGUAGCCACAGUAGCUUUUGGGAUGGGUAUAGAUAGAAAAGAUGUCAGGGUUGUUUGCCACUUCAAUAUUCCCAAGUCAAUGGAAGCUUUUUAUCAAGAGUCGGGUAGAGCUGGCCGUGAUCAAUUACCCUCUAAAAGUCUGUUAUACUAUGGACUUGAAGACCGCAGAAGAAUGGAAUUUAUUCUAAGGAAUAGCUCCAGUGCUGAUAAGAAGAUUCUACCAUCUUCAAGCUCCCAAAAGAAGUUAUCGGAGAAAUCCUUAACUGACUUUGCUCAGAUGGUUGAGUAUUGUGAGGGCUCUGGAUGUCGCAGGAAGCAAAUUCUUGAGAGUUUUGGGGAGCAGGUUCCUGCAUCCAUAUGUAGUAAAUCGUGUGAUGCCUGCAAACACCCAAAUACUGUCGCUGCCUAUUUGGAAGAGCUUACUACAACUUGUGCUGUUGGACGAAAUAAUUCAUCUUCUAGAAUUUUUGUCAGCAGCUCAAAUAUGAAUGAUGAGAAAGAGUUUUCUGAAUUUUGGAAUCGCAAAGAUGAAGCAAGUGGAUCUGGAGAAGAUAUAUCUGAUUCUGAUGAUGAUACUGAGGUUGUCAAAAGCCUAGCUGGAACGAAGUCUCUAAAGAAAUCAGGACUAAAUGAAAAGAUAGCACUUCUAGAGCGUGCGGAGGAAAAUUACUACCAGAACAAGAUCUCAGUAAAACAGAAUGAUAAGCAAGACAAGAAUGUUGUAUCUGCUUCAUUUAGGGAAGCUAGCAGGAAAAGAUUAGAGAAUGCUAUUGAACAGGCUCAACAACGGCUUGGGAGCUCUUUUAAGAUUGAAGUGGAAAGAUAUGCUUGUUUCCUUGAGCAUGAGUGCUACGAGAAAUAUGGAAGAACAGGAAAAUCAUUCUAUUAUUCACAAGUGGCCAGUACCAUGAGGUGGCUGUCGACAGCAGAUUCUAAGGAGUUAACCAGUCGGCUUAGGGCUGAGGAGAAUACAGAACUUCCUGCAUUGCCAUCUCCAUCCCCUAUGUUAGAUCUAUCGAAGUCAGAAAAGACUAAUGAAGAAGUUCAUUGCAGCCCUGUAUUGGAAAACCCCGCAAGCAAUUUGUCAAAGCAAAAUGCUUCCCCUGCUGCUGCUGCUGCUGCUCCUCCUUUGCCUCCAAUUCCGUCCUUUGCAGAAUUUGUUAAUGGCAGAAUGGAGAAGGCGAAUCACUCAAAUAAAUCACCAAGGCUCUCGAUUAACAGAGAUGAAAAGGAUCCAGUAAAGAGGACCAGGUUACUGUAGACCGAGUUUCUAAGGUCUCCGAACGUCUUCUUUUGAGGUGUUGCUUGUUUUCUUCAGCCAACUAUGAAGGGGUAGCUGGAAAGAUGAACGAGGAUGUCGUUGUUAAAAAUUCUAGGCUUUUUACUUGGAAACAUUUUGGGGAAUUGGAUACGGAUAGGGUCUCUUAUCAUUUUUCUUGUUUCCUUGUAAUUAGCUCUGAGUGACUUUUGAAUGACAACUGAUCCACCGGGUGAAACCCGAUAGCCAUUGGCCAACAGAUAUAACAAAAUGUUUGAAA
Cucurbita pepo subsp. pepo (vegetable marrow) is the source of this 2567-nucleotide messenger RNA. The record is from RefSeq and is a predicted model, not a curated record. NCBI's taxonomy places the organism in Eukaryota, Viridiplantae, Streptophyta, Magnoliopsida, Cucurbitales, Cucurbitaceae.